CUCUCUUAGCGCUGAUUUGUGGAGUAUGCAGCCUCAUUUUCCCCGGAUAACCUUAAAUCAUCCUCUUUUAUUACAGUUGCACCAUAGUUCUUGCUCUUAUAGUCUCUUAUUGAUUCUUUCCAUCUUUUGAGCUUCCAGAUGACGAAUUCAACAACGCCUACUUAUUUACGGAACUGUUUACGACCGCGUUACGAUGUGUAUUCGACCCCGGCUACCAGGUUCCCCCCGACCCAUCCUGAUGGUGAGGAGCACCCUUUUUACGAUGGCAAGUAUGGCGCGCUGUUGCAGUUCGGCCAUUACGGUGAAGGCGUUGAUUAUGAGCCGGUUAUCUACGCCUGCUGCGUUGUGAUGGGUAACGCCUGGCCUCUUGAGAUGAUGGGCCAUACGAGGAUCGAUUCGCGACUAGACGGUGGACUCCUUACCUACGCGUAUUUGUCGCUCUCCAACACGCCCGAUACCAAACAAGCUAUAGGGCUCCGCGAGCAUGGCGGCAUUUUGAGGGAGCCAAUAUACAUCCUCCACAACCUUGAAGGCGGUGUGUAUUAUUACCCAUUUACCCCGAGUUUCGACCAUUCGGUAUUUCCUCACGAUGAUAUCCCUCCUCCGUGGCAGUGCGUACAGAUCGCCAGUAGUCCUAGAGUGGAAACUGGAUAAGAUCACCGAGAUAGGGGUCAUAAUAAACGUUUAAAAAAGCACGCCUUAUUACGGAUGUGUUUACAACCUACCUAUGUAGUGUUUAGUUUUUUAGUAGACUUGUGCUAAUGUGUUCUUUUACGUUGAGACCUAUAACACAACAACAGAACGUCGUAUUAGGAUACAAAAAGACAGAGAGGAUCAGAAGUCAUUUAUCUAACCCCGAGUCCGAGUAUUAAAAUCAUGAUUAUUUUCAACGAUGGUAUGGGAGUAUUUGAUAUAUUGUAA
Messenger RNA from Daldinia caldariorum, 921 nucleotides. RefSeq lists its product as uncharacterized. NCBI's taxonomy places the organism in Eukaryota, Fungi, Ascomycota, Sordariomycetes, Xylariales, Hypoxylaceae. The annotation marks the transcript as partial. The record is from RefSeq and is a predicted model, not a curated record. The transcript has 2 exons.